AUCACACUCAUAAAUAGGUGUAGACAGACAGGUGUGCACAGAUAAUUUAUCGACUGAAAGGAAGAAUCCAUUUCGGUUGGAAAUGGAGAUUCCGGAACAACUCCUGGUAUGUGGAUUUUGUCAUAACAGUUUGGAGUCACCAAAACUUUUACCAUGUCUUCACACUGUAUGUGGGAACUGUCUGGCAACGAAAAGGGAAGGCUUAACGAAAUGUACAACAUGUCAACAACCAAUAGAGGGACUCGAGACUGUACCAUCCCUACCCGAUGAUAAAUUCAGUAAAAGUCUCAUUGAUUUCGCCCGAAUUCCAAAUGAAACUGACGAGGAGACAAAUGAAUCUCUUUCAAAGGUACUGAAAGAGCUUGAAACGCAACAAAACGCAGUGUCUAUCGACCUGAAAAAAUUGAGGGUUAAGUCAGAGGAAGCGAGUUUUGAAGCAUUUAAGAAUGAAAGAGAUUUCUUCAAGUUGAAGAAAAAAGCCGAAAAUGAAAUUAAGCUUAAAAUAACGGACUUAAGAAAACGGUUCGACAAAUACCUCCUGGAUAAAGAAACUGAAAUGAUGGAAGAACUAGACAAUGCCUUGAAUGACGAGGAGUUUGAUCUUUCGCAGUCGGUAAUUUGGAAUCGUUCAGUUAUGGGGUCCAUUGAAAACAAAGAAGAACUGCUGAAUAAGUGUAAUCUGCAAUCCUUAACCUCGGCACCCAAAGCUAUGGCAUACCAGAGGGUCUUAACGGAAAUGAAAGACCACAUAUCACAUAUUGGAGGAUCCAUCUCAAAGAAAAGUCCUGCAAAAUUGGAAGUCAGUUUCAAAUACAACUCAGAUAUUGAUAAUGUGUUUACAAAACCAGUAGGAAGUAUUGAGAUUCGGAAAUCUGGCAACAGUAAAGAAGAAGAAGAAGAAGUCAAGAGAAUGUUGCCCACAGCACCAUUUGAAAAUGCUCCCUACAAAAAUGCGGUAUACCUUAGAACAUUCCCCUCUCUUUUACCCGAGGAUAGCAAAGGGUAUGUUGUAGGGAUAGCAUGGGUACCUACCGACCGUCUAGUUCUUGCCGACAAAUGGAACGGGAAACUGAAGCUAUUUCACGAGAGUGGUCGUCUCAUAAACGUGAUGGUAUUUGCAGGAGGAGAGCCGACAGACAUUGUAUACACCAAGGGCUCAAACAUCCGUCAUUUAUGCCUCAUCACCAUUCCAAGCGGGAGACUUAUUAUGCAAGUUGCCGUCGAGGAGAAUAUCAUGAGGCUGUCAAGCCGUAUUGCAACUGUAACGGGAUACUCCAGCAUUGCAUACGAUAAGGUUUGCUCUAAACUUAUCUGUGGCGUCUGUCAGCCCUACGGAACUCCAAGAAUUGAUAUUGUCAGCGCGAAUGGAGUGGUAGAGUUCACCAUUGCCACCGAUUUACAGCGAAGACCUCAUUUCAUCUGCCCUCGUUCUAUCGACAUUUUUCACGGUAUCAUUGCUGGCUGCGAUUGGCAAAAGAAUCGCAUUUUGUUCAUUGCACGUGACGGGUCAAUCCGAGGGUCGUAUUACGGAAGCCCACAAGCCCCGCUUUUGAACCCUGUCGGCACCACACUGGAUGGCAGGGAUCAUCUUUUGGUAGCAGACUGUAAAAGAAACAAAAUUCACAUCGUUUCUUCUUCUGGCGAUCACUUGGGAUGUUAUGAUACCAGUGAUCAUGUCAAGGACCCUCGCGAGAUUAACGUUAUAGCUCACGAGAAUUCAGCGAAGUUGGCAAUUUCUCAUGGGGCGGGAUAUGUGAGCAUAUACCAACUUGCUGACGCUCUCCCUGAAGAGAUUCUAAAGUCAGGUUCGUCAGAGGGUUCAUACAAACAAUGAAUUUCACAGGGCUUAGUGAAAUCUCAGUCGUAUAGUAUGGCAUUAUGAAGAGACCCACGAUAACUUUAUAUAAAAUUACAUAUUAAUUUUUAUACUGCAAAUAGUACAAGCUUUUGCCAGAGGAGGUUCUGCAAAUUUUACAAACUUAAGUUGAUAUUUUUUAAUUCAUUUUGUAUGGAUUUGGAUGUAUUUCUUGGCGCUAUUAUCUGACGCACAUAUAAAUAUAAUACUUAGUAUUCAUUUGGUAUUGUUAUCAAUAAAGAUUUAUUACACUAAU
Molecule: messenger RNA, 2111 nt
Organism: Saccostrea cuccullata (small rock oyster)
Lineage: Eukaryota; Metazoa; Mollusca; Bivalvia; Ostreida; Ostreidae
Exons: 2
Coding region: 83-1834 (583 amino acids)
Source: RefSeq, a predicted model, not a curated record